Messenger RNA from Micropterus dolomieu (smallmouth bass), 6750 nucleotides. RefSeq names its product katanin-interacting protein. The record is from RefSeq and is a predicted model, not a curated record. The coding region runs from base 253 to 5148 and encodes 1631 amino acids. The transcript has 28 exons. Lineage: Eukaryota; Metazoa; Chordata; Actinopteri; Centrarchiformes; Centrarchidae.
AUUGGUGGACAGUUAUCCUGGUUACCAACCAACACUGCACACUGGGCACAUGAGAAAACACAGGAAAACUCGUUCAUUUCAAAACGACAGACUAUCAAAGUACAAGUACAGUAACCUUGGGGUUCUCAAAUGUUCUCCCGCCGCAGUGGUAAUCACACACAACACAGAUUUCAAUGACAUGUUGGAAGAAUAAUCUGUCCUCUCCAAAAUGUGGUAGAGGAUUAUGUGCACAGCAUCAUCUGCAGCCACACAAUGGAUAACGAGGAGGGCAAGACGUGCCAGGGAGAGAAGCUUGCGUCUACUGUGGAUGACACUCUGGAUGAAUAUUUAAUCACCCUCCAGCACAAAAACAGGAUCCUAAAGCGCCUUAAAGUCAAAGACCCCCGGGAGAUUGAGUUGGAACAGCUUGAGCAAGGUUUUUCCAUUUAUCUUAACGGAGCCAAUGCUGAAACCAGUCGGAAGCAGCCAAAGAGCUCCAACCGCAAGUCUGUCACCUCCCCACCUGCUUGGAGGCCUGCACGUACAGCCGAUGUCUGUAGAAGCGCCCACCAGCUAACUGAAGAUAGUCGUAAUAUUGAGCAGACCCACAAUAAGAGGAGCCACACCGCCCCAGGAAAGGUCCAGAGGAAAGAAUGGGUACAGGAUUCAGUCAGAAUUCGAACAGAGGAAGGUCCAAGUUUGCAGAUCUCCCCAGCAACUCGCUACUCUGAGGAUUUUGAGCCCUAUGAAAGCGUAGACAUGGAGCCCUCUGGUCCACGCUCACCUCGCAGUCCCUGCUCCCUGAGGGACACCUCCAAAGUAUCGCGCUCCCUCAGUUCAAGGUCUGAGAGCCAAGGGGGCCAAGCAAAUCAGGAGCACAGUGAGAAGGUACUUCUCAACCUUGAGGAAGUGAAGGUUCUGCGUCGGAGCCUGGAGGUUAGCAUGCGGCGGAGCAACCGCGGCUCAGCGGGGGAGGAGUCAGACGAGGAGUGGGUGGAGGAGCAGAUUGAGAGGGAGGAAAGCACUGAGAGUCUGGACGAACUGGGCCUGCCUCUCUCGUCCUCCAAGUCCUCCUCCAACCCUCGGCCCAGCGGCUCUCAUAGCCAUCUGGACUCAGCAAACCUCAUUGUCCUGGACUUUGGGCCCUCACCUAAAGGUCGUAAGAUUGAACGCUCUCUGUCUACAAAAAGGAAAGAAAACAUCGACAGCUUUAUACCCACCAAGCCUAUGUUGGUGAAGAGCAAAACAUUAGAUAGGCCACCUUCCAAAGAAAGCAGGGAUGGCCAGCGGCCAAGGAGUCGGGUGGAGAGGCCCCUGUCAGUAGCCAGAAAGGCUUCUGUUGAGGAGCGGGACUCAGAGGAGAUGGCGUGCAGGGUGCGCCAGGCCAUCCAGAGAGAAAACGACCCUGUGCAGUGUGCUGAGCCCUUCAGCCGCAACACGGUCUGUCUGCUCCACGCUGGCAGGGAACACCAGACAAUGAAUGGCUUAGUGCACCACAACAGCCACGACAAGGAUGAGAACAGUGUGACGUUGGCCAUGCAGAGAAUCACGCUCAUGGGCCCCAGGCAACAACAGGAACUGCUGAAAGCCUUGGAAAAUCUUGAAGCAGGACCCAGCUACAACAUUGCUCAGAGUGUCAAAACAGACUAUAGUAAGCAGCCGAGAAGGCAGUCCUCGGCAGAGGUCACCCCAGCGUUGUAUGUUACCAUGGAGAUCCUGUCAAACUGGGGGAAUGCUUUGCAGGUUGGGCUGACUGAGCUGCAGUUCUUCUGCCUCAGAAACAAGAAGCUGUAUGUGUCGCCUCACGACUUAGACAUCAGGAACGCGGACUACCCCGGGAAUCUGGGGGCGUUAGUCAACGGAAAGGUGAAGACCACCAAAGAGCGUCACAUGUGGACGUGUCCGUUCCACCCUCCCGUCCAGCUCUACUUCAUCAUCAGGAACACGGAGCGCUCCCCAGACUUUGGCAUAUCUCGCAUCAAAAUCUGGAACUACAACAGGAGCCUCAAUGAUCUUGACAUUGGUGCACGGCAUAUAAAGCUGUACCUUAACAGCACACUGGUGUUUGAAGGUGAGCUGGAGAAGGGCUGCGGCAGUCAGGUGUUUGACUACAGCACCACAGUUGACCUGCAGGAUUUCCAGGUCCCUGACUCCUUGUUUUCUAGCCCCUCGUCUUCAGGACACAAUUUGCGGGGCGCCAGCCCCCAGCAGCAUGAGGACAGUAAGAGUGGGGAGUUCAGCAGCACCCAGCGACACCAUAGUUCGACACCGCAGUCAUCAGACGCAGCAGGUCAGGCUAUGAUAGAAAUGCAGGAGAAAUCACAUACACUGCUACCAACCAUGACUCCUUCACCAGUGGGGGUUUCAUCCUCCGCUCGUCGCUCUGCCACACAAAGAAACUCCUUUGACCUGUCUGCUUCAGAAGAGCCCCUCUCUCUCAGGCAGCUUGUGGAGCAGCCUGCACCCGUGGAGCAGACAGUCACCACCCAGCCGUCCUCCUCACGAGUGGCCCCACAGUGGCUGCAGCCCCUGAACAGAGGAGCUCCAGAGGGCUGUGAAACCAACAGGGAGAGGCCCCGGUGGCUGGUGCCUCAUCACUCCGCAGAUCCCAAAUCUCCAACAUCCUCGUCCUCUUCUUCAAUCCUCCCGGAGCUGCCCUGUAACCCAGGCCGGGUGUGCAGGGGGACGGAGAGGACAGUGAACGGGGGUCAGUGGAAGGCUAACUCUCUGGACCUGAGCUGUGACCUACUGGAGGAGCUCGGGGAUCAAACGAAGGACAGGCCCAUCAGCGGACGCAGGAGCUCAUUCCGAAACACUGCAGUCACUGGCAGGCAGACAGAGGAGCAUCACCUCAGGUCUACUGCACUGUCAAACACAGAGGAGCCGAUGUCACUGGUGAGCACCAGCAGGAGGCAGUGCACUUCUCUGGCCCAGCAGCACAGCCAACAGGACGACACCCUUAUGGAAUCCUGGGACUCUCUCACUAAGUUCAACCAGUGCCAACGUGGACGCAUCUCCAACAUGGGCUUCGAAGGUGACAUCUUUGAUGAGUUCCUCCAGCGCCAGGGCCGUGGGCCACCCACAAUCCCAGUCAAUCCCUCCACAGCACCCAGGAGCCCACUUUCCUCAUUGACCACUCAGGGGGCAGUGUGUGAAGGCCCUGAUGAUGAUCCAUCCAUGGAGCGGGAGGACGAGUUUGAGAUCCCGGUGCUCCCCCAGGGCCAAAGGCUAGUCAUCAACAUCCUGUCCACCUGGGGCGAUCGCCACUACGUGGGCCUCAACGGCCUUGAGGUGUUCAGUUCCAGUGGCGUGCCCCUGCAACCUGCUCACAUCCGUGCUGACCCCCCAGACAUCAACAUUCUCCCCGCGUACGGCAAGGAUCCACGUGUGGUCACUAACUUGAUUGAUGGUGUUAAUCGUACCCAGGACGACAUGCAUCUUUGGCUAGCACCAUUCACCUCUGGUUGUAGCCACACCAUCUUCCUGGACUUUGGAGCUCCCUACCAGGUGGCCAUGAUCCGAGUGUGGAACUAUAACAAGUCACGCAUUCACUCCUUCCGAGGGGUGAAGGAGGUGGAGAUGCUGCUGGAUGGAAGGUGCAUCUUCAGGGGCGAGAUUGCCAAGGCCUCUGGGACCCUGUCCGGAGAGCUGGAGCAAUUUGGUGACACUAUCCUGUUCACCACUGAUGAUGAGAUCCUGGAGGCUAUGUCUCGUUAUGAUGAAACCUUCUUCAGUGAAGGUGAGGGUCCCGAGGGCCUGGUGUAUGAGGAGGAGCUGCAGAGGCCGCGCACCGCUGAUGGAGAGGGAGAGGAAAGACCCUUCACACAGGCCGGUUUCCGAGAGGAAGACCUCAUAUUGAAACUCCACCUCAACCCCACUGUGAGUCCGUCUGAGGAGAACAUGGAUCAUAAUCCUGGGCUUUACACUGGAAAGUGCCUUAGACUACAGCUGGUGUUAACUUGGGGGGACUCCCAUUACAUGGGCCUGACAGGACUGGAGGUGGUGGGGAAGGAUGGAGAGAGUUUACCGUUAGACCUCAGUAUGAUGGCUGCCUCACCUAGAGACCUCAACGACCUGCCUGAUUACGGGCGCGACCUACGCACACUUGAUAAGCUUAUAGAUGGCAACAACAUCACCACUGAUGAUCAGCACAUGUGGCUGAUCCCUUUCUCCUAUGGAGAGCCCCACACCUUGAACAUUACAUUCAGCAAGGUCCAGACCAUCGCCGGACUCCGUAUCUGGAACUACAACAAGUCUCCUGAGGACUCCUAUAGAGGGGUGAAGGUGAUCCAUGUGUUCCUGGAUGAUGUUGCCAUCUCACCAUUGGAGGGCUUCCUGAUCAGGAAAGGACCGGGCAACUGUCACUUUGACUUUGCCCAGGAGAUCCUCUUUGUAGACUUUCUCCAGACGCCCACUGACACCAAGAGUGUAGAGGACUACACCAAAGGAAGCACUAAGAAACAAGAACAGGCCAGCAUGGACUACGAAGCUCCGGUCAUGCCUUGCGGAUUCAUCUUUCAGCUGCAGCUGUUAACAUCCUGGGGUGACCCAUACUACAUCGGACUCAACGGCCUUGAAUUUUAUGACCAGAACCAUGAGAAGAUCCAUCUCAGUGACAACAACAUUGCUGCUUUUCCAGACAGCGUGAACAUACUGGACAGCGUGAGCGGUGAUGUGAGGACUCCAGAUAAAUUAAUAGAUGGAGUCAACAGUACCCACGAUGGAAGACACAUGUGGUUAGCCCCGGUGCUCCCUGGACUGGUAAACCGCGUGUACGUCAUCUUUGAUCAGCCGGUGACGGUGUCCAUGAUCAAACUGUGGAACUACUCAAAGACACCACAGAGGGGAGUUAAGGAGUUUGGGCUGCUUGUGGAUGACCUCCUGGUGUACAACGGCAUCUUGGACAGUGUAAGCCAUGUGGCACGAGGCAUUCUGCCUACCUGUGAUCCAGUGGUGCCCUACCACACCAUCCUGUUCACAGACAAUGCCUUCAUUGCACACCGUGAGAGGAACACUGUCAUCAGUAAUUAUGUGGAGGAUCAGGAUGUGAAGAUGACCAAUGAGAAUCAGAUUGUCCAUCACAACAAGAAGAAGCAGACUGCAGAUCCAGCUCUUCGGCCUAAAACCUGCAUGACUGACGGUGGGAAACACGGAAAAAGGAGGUACUGACAGACAGGUGAUGGCAGACGUGGAUUAAGUGCUCACACAGAGAGAGCAAAACGGAAAGUGAGAAGCUAUGGCAGAUUUGUUAAGCCCACUUUUUGGUGGGUGACCUCUGAAAAACCUCCCUUGGUUUGUAACGGUGGCUUGACAGUGGCUCACAUGGUCCACACUGAAGAGGACAGAGUUGCAUACAAUAUACCAAUGGGUUCGCGCACACACAAUUCCACUUUAUGGUUGGAUUACUCCCUUUUCCCUUGCUGUGAAAACGUACCCCCACAGACACGUUAUCCUGAACACGUACUGUAUGGUUUCCCCAGUCGUCCUUCCCACAGUGCCAGGAUAAACCUGUGAGGCUGCAUUUUAUCAGCCCUAUUAUUGUGCCUAGUACUAAACACUAUAUCUGUGGCUGCUACUUGUGACUUUUGUGCUGCACAUUUAAAUGCUGCUUGUGGCAUGUAAAUACUAAAAGAAAAAAACCCUUUUAAGGCCACAUAAAUACACUCUCACAUCAGGAUGUGGCCAAUGCUACGAUUAUUAAUUAAUUGUAUCCACUGAUGAGCCUAGACCAUCAGCCCUUCGCCUAAUGGGUAUUAGCCGUUAACUGACUAACACUCCCACCUGUGCACCAACCAAUAGUUAUGCUAUGCAGACACUAAUUUAUAUCUAUUAAUUAUUUAUAUCUGUUGGCUAAUAUAUUUCAAAGCCUAAAGUGUUUCCAGAGAGGUUUUCACCUUUUGGAAGAUUUAUAUCUAUGGCUAAAGGGGAUAAAGUUGUAGUUGAAAAAAAUACAGUGGUCAAGCUUUUGUACAUUUCAACUUGAAUAAAAUGAAAACUGAAGCUGUAUAAAGCUUCAGACUCCACACUUGAAUCUUCAGCAUAUAUUUGGCUUCACAAAAUUAGUGCAGUAUAUUUUGUUUCUACUCAGCAUCAGGUAGAGAAGAAAAAAAAAUUCAAAUCCAAGUGACCUUUACUGAAGUUGCUAUAGAAGGUAAAUAGAUUUAGGUAGAUUGUUUUGGAGGGAAACAGUUCUUGAGCCAGUAAAGCAGUUUUAGUAAUUUGAUUGGAAAUAGAAAAAAACAAACAUCUACAUUUGCCGGUUUAGAUUUUGAGUAGAUUCAGUAACAGGCAACUUCUAAUAUGCAAUUACUAUAAUCUUACCUCAAAUUGAGAAGAAAAGGGAUUUAUCUGAUUCUACCUUCACUAUAAUACUUGGUAGUUGGUGUUGUACUAUUCAUUCAUUCAAUAUUUACUGUACUAACAUGUUGCAUGGGAAAGUCUCUUCAGCAGUAGCUGUUAUCAUCCUUAAAUGUUAGACACUUUUGUUUGAAAGAGUCUUUACUGCGUCAUUGAGUCCAGUUAAAAAUGAUUUCAUACUCCUUCCACAUGAUGGGAGUAAUUGUAUAUGACAUGCAGUUUUAUGUAUUUAAUUUCAGUGCGUCCAACAGCAACAAUAGUCCUUACUCUGUAUCUCAGUCCUGCUCUGUAGGGUGGUGGCUAUUAUUGUAUGUGUGACAUUUAGUGUUUUGAAAUAUUUAAUUAUUUUUCUAAUCUUGACUAAAUAUGUAUAUUUGAUGUAGGUUUAUUUGAAUGAAUAAAAUUUAAAAUGGC